Messenger RNA from Myotis daubentonii (Daubenton's bat), 3151 nucleotides. RefSeq names its product coiled-coil domain containing 138 (gene CCDC138). Lineage: Eukaryota; Metazoa; Chordata; Mammalia; Chiroptera; Vespertilionidae. The record is from RefSeq and is a predicted model, not a curated record.
UACUGGCCCAUAGUAGGAAAGUGAAGAGGUAAUUAUUGAAAUAGCUAUACUUUGUAGUAUGAUUUAUUCUUGGAUUCCCCCCCACCCCCAUUUAAUAUUACAGUUAGCAAGGCCACCUUGAUUAUGUCCAAACGCACACAAAUACGUCAGAUAUGCCCCAGACCAAGGUGCGGUCCUACCCGUCAGGUGUGGACCAUCCUGGUGAGCCCAGUAACUGGACAGAUGCCGCAUGCAUUCCCGCCUGUACAAGAGAUGCAGUGGUUACAAGGCAGUGACUUCCUCCUUGGCCCUGGAGCUCUGAGGCUGCAGCUGUUGUGAGGGGACACGCCUGCGAAGUGCAACCUAGGUAGACAUGACGGAAGAAAACGAAGCAGCAAAAGACUUAAAAGAGUAAACGCCAUUUAUCAGUCCAAAUAACACUAAUGAAGCAAAUAGUCACUAAAGGCAACGCUAGGACGUUUUUAACAAAGCGUGACAGGGACCCAGACCUCGCAUGAGGGGCGGGGCGUUUCGUGCGUCAUGACGCACUUCCGCGGCGCGAGCUCCGCCCCUGCGCGUCCCGCCGCGGAUUUGAACGCUGUUCCUGAGGAGACAACGGUGGCCUAGCACGAUGCAGCCGAGGGUCGUCAAGCCACCUGGGCAGGAUUUCGCAGUGGAGCGCCUCAAAAGCCGCUACGGGCUGGGUGGCUGCCGCCCGGCCGAGUAUUCUGUUUCAAGUUUUGAUCAGACUAAAUCUAAGAGAAGAUCUCUAACCUCCCCAGAUGACUUGGAUGUCUACUCAUCGGGAGAUAAAAUUGAUUCCUUAUUAAGAUGGUAUUCUGAUGAAAGAAAGCAUUCCACUAUACCUCUUUAUAGUUCAUCCAAGCACUUCAAUAUGAACUGCCUAGAUGAUGAACUGGAUUCUUUUCAUAAUUUGAAGCAACGGGAAACAGAAGUAGAGUUAAUUGAGAAGGAUCAUAGAGUUAAUAACUCCAAAAUAACCAAGCAGUCUUUUAAAGAAGUAGAAAAAGUAGCCUGGCCAACUAAUUUUGCCUCAAAUUCAAGAAAUUGGACUGAAUGUUGUAGUGAUGUAAGUGACUCUCCUUUGAAACGUGUCAGUUAUCCAACAUCUAAAGCAUCAAAUAAGCAGAGUUUACUUCCAUAUCAGAUCAAUCAGAUAUAUGAUGAAUUAUUCCAAAUACAUCAGAAACUGCAGUGUGAAACUGCAGCACAACAGGAAUUUGCUGAAGAACUUCAGAAGCGAGAACAUUUUUUAGUUGAAAGAGAAGAACUGCUGUUCAGACAUGAAACUGCCUUGAGCAAAAUCAAAGGUGUGGAAGAAGAAGUUCUUACGAGAUUUCAGAUUAUGAAGGAGCAACAUGAUGCAGAAGUUGCACACUUAACUGAGGUUCUCAAGGAUAAAAACAAAGAAAGCAAGAGGCUAAGGUCUUCUUUUGAUGCUUUGAAAGAAUUGAAUGAUAACUUAAAAAAACAGUUAAAUGAAGUAAGUGAAGAAAACAAGAAGAUGGAGAUUCAGGCUAAAAGAGUUCAAGCUCGUUUAGAUAAUUUACAGAGGAAGUAUGAAUUUAUGACAAUACAGAGAUUGAAAGGAAAUUCCCAUGCUGUUCAUGAAAUGAAAAGUUUAAGACAAGAAAAAGUACCAGUUUCAAAAACAUAUAAGGUACCACUUAAUGCACAAGUUUAUGAACUUUUAACUGUCUUCAUGGAUUGGAUUUCGGAUUAUCACCUUAGCAAAUUGAAAAGUGAAGAAUCUGGGAUGGAUGGUGAAAAGCUGCUAUUUAAAUUUGCAUCUCAGAGAAAUGAUAUUCAGGAGAAGUGUAUAAAGCUUUUGCCUGUGAUGACAGAGCAACUACAGUGGAUGCCAUUUGUGAAUGCCAAACUUCAUGAGCCUUUUGUAAAAUUUAUAUAUUGGUCUCUACGGCAACUAGAAGCUGGAACACUGCAUUCAACUAUGACAUCAACAUUGAGGAGAUUGGGUGAAGACAUAUUCAAAGGAGUAGUAAAGGGAAUUCAGGAUAAUUCUUUGGAACAUUCUAUGGAGAAUAAACCAAAGACAGCUGCUUUCUUUAGGAGUUCCAAUUUGCCAUUGAGAUUUUUGUCAACUUUAAUUGUUCUCAAAACAGUCACUCAAGCUGACUACCUGGCUCAGGCAUUUGAUUCUCUUUGUUUGGACUUGAAGACAGAUGAAGGAAAAAUCUUAUUUUUGGAGUAUCAAGCUGUUCCAGUAAUAUUAAAUCACCUAAGAAUAUCCAAUAAAGGGCUUUUAUCCAAUGUCAUUGAUAGUUUGCUUCAGAUGACAGUGGAAUCCAAAUCCUUGCAGCCUUUCCUGGAAGCCUGUAGCAACACUCUGUUUUUUCGUACUUGUUCUGUGCUGCUUCGAACCCCUAAGCUUGAUCUUCAAAUACUAGAAAAACUCAGUAUUAUUCUACAGAAACUUUCUAAAAUCAAGAGUAAUAAGAAGUUCUUCGAACUUUUUACAAUUCAUCUGAUGCUUCAGGAAAUACAAAGGACAACACAUCCAGAACAUGCCUUUCUCUGUAUUAACCUAAAUUCAACUCUGUUCAAUUUGGGUUUAACGAAAUGCAACUCCCUGGCCUCCAAUUCAAGCCAUUAGACUGGCUUAUUAUUAUUUUAUAUACAUUAUAUAUGUGUUGCUUAUUUGUAAGAUUGCAAAAAUCAUCAAAGUAACUAAAAAUCUACCAAGUAAAGUUUCAGUAGCAUCAUUUAUCAUGAAAAAUAAAAUAGAAAAUUUUUUUUACUUUAAGAAUGAAAUCUAGAGGAGCUCUGGAAUGAUUGUAAUAUUACAGUUCAACUUAGGUAGUACUAAUGUGUAAAAUAGAAUUUCCAGAAUUAAUGACACUGGGGUUAUUUUUUUGUACAACUGCUUUAUAAAAAUUCUUAAAAUUAUGUGAUUAUUUUGAAUAAAACUGGUGUUUAUCUGGGAACAGGGCUAGAUCAUGUUGUUAUUCUGUUUUCUUAAUAUAUUAGAAAUCUCCCCCUUUGGAAACAAAAGUACAUAAUUUUUAACUAUCACCUUCAUAUUAUAACUUUUCUAUAUAUCCUAGAUUCACAGAUACUGAUUUUUUAUUGUGCUGUCCAUGAAACACUUUAGAGAAAAAAAUUUUGAUUUUUCUAGUUUAUUUUCCAAAAC